AUGUACUUAUACGACUGGUUGCUAUCCCAAUGCUGUGAGAUUUUGGGCUCCGACGAGGACAGCCCGUGUAAGUCAAUUACGCGCAGUCUCCUCUGCCGUGAUAGCGACGCUGGUCACGUUGAUGUGCCUUAUUAUCCAGAGGCCGACCAGCCAGAGGCCAUACCAGUGUCCAGCUCCGCAUCAGGCUGCUCUGUAGACUCUCUCGGGCGCGAAAAGGCAACGACGGCAGACGUCGCCAACGGGACAAGAGACUUGACAGAGCCCAAGACGGGAUUCCGUGCCGCCCUCGGCCGCGUCCCACGCAAACCCUUCCUCAUGAUCUGGUACAUGAUCGCCUUGGAGCUGCGGCACAUUGUAGAGCUGCUAUACUGGUUCGGCAUUGGCAUCUUCUGGCCCGUGCAGGACAAGCACUUCGGGCACGCCGAGAUGGAGCAUCCGCAGGAGAAGGCGCAGGAGGUCGGGUUUGCGCAGUUGAUCCCGUUGAUACUGCUGGUGCUGCCCUUGAUGCAGCUUGUAGAGGCGUACGCGCGCCUGUCUGAUCGCAAAUAUGAUGGGGAGAAGGAGCGGGAUACUGAACAUGUUCCAGGGGGUUAAAGCGGAUGUAGAUAAUGAAAGCG
Molecule: messenger RNA, 617 nt
Organism: Pyricularia oryzae 70-15
Lineage: Eukaryota; Fungi; Ascomycota; Sordariomycetes; Magnaporthales; Pyriculariaceae
Exons: 2
Coding region: 1-594 (197 amino acids)
Source: RefSeq, a predicted model, not a curated record